AUGGAUCUUGAAACAGAAAGUAUACCUCGGCUGGAACUGGAGGCUGUUAUUGGCUUUAACGGACAUGUUUCUUCUGGCCUAAGAGUCCAUCCAGACAACGAACACAUGAUCUACCCUCUUGGAUGCACAAUCAUUCUGAAGAGAAUUAAAGAUGGCAAACAGGAGUUCUUACAUGGCCAUACAAACAAUGUAACCUGUAUUUCAGUGUCAAAAAGUGGACUGUAUAUUGCCUCUGGACAGGUCAACUUUAUGGGCUUUAAGGCUACAAUAAUAAUCUGGGACUAUGCGACCCGAACAAUCUAUACAGAGCUGGUGCUCCACAAGGCAAAGGUAGAGGCACUGGCCUUUUCUCCUAAUGACAAGUACCUGGUGUCCCUUGGGGGUCAAGAUGAUGGCAGUAUAGUUGUGUGGAAUAUUGAGACUAAGCAAGCUAUAUGUGGGAGUCCAGCUUCAGCGCAGAGUGCUGGUCACUCCCUGAUUUUGCAAUACUCAAACACAAAUGAUAACAUCUUUGUGUCAGCAGGGAGUGGAACGUUGCGAGUUUGGGAACUGGACCUCCCCAACAGAAAGAUCAGGCCCACAGAGUGUCAGACAGGCAAGCUCAAGAGGACUGUGAAAUGCUUAGAGAUUUCAGAGGAUGAUCAGUUCAUUUUCUGCGGCACCAUGAGUGGAGACAUAAUGAAAGUUAAUCUGAAGACAAAGCUUCUGAAUCACUGCGGUCCAGCUAAAUCAAAAUACAGCAUGGGUGUCAAUGUCAUAAAUAUACUGAAGUCUGGGGACCUACUUGUAGGCUGUGGAUCUGGCACUGUCACUUUGUGUUCUGGGACUAACUUCAGAACUCUUAAGAAAGUCGAUCUGGAAAAGGCAGUAACCUCCAUUGCUACAUUAGGAGAUGGAAAGGAGUUUUUUGUUGGCACAGAGGCUGCUCAGAUGUACCGCUUCAAUUAUGAGAAAUUCAAAGUGGAACUCAUAUCCACCAGUCAUAAUGAUGCUGUCAAGGACGUAGCCAUCUUGUUUGGAACAUCUGAACUUUUUGCAACCUGCUCAGAUGAAGAUAUCAGAGUGUGGUACACAGGCAAGCCUAAAGAGCUGUUGCGCAUCACUAUACCCAAUGUGACCUGCAAUUCGGUGGACUUCAUGUUUAAUGGACAAAGCAUCAUCAGUGCAUGGAAUGAUGGUAAGAUUCGUCUGUUUGGACCAGAAAGUGGAAAACUCAUGCUCAUCAUUCACAAUGCACACACAAUGGGUGCAACGGCCAUUGCUGGCACAAGGGAUUGCAAAAGGAUUGUCAGUGGAGGGGGAGAAGGACAGGUGUGUGUUUGGGAGCUGAAGCCACGUAGCUAUCGGUUGCUGGAGGCCAUGAAAAAGCACAAAGCUGCUGUCACUUGUCUCAAAAUCAAGAGUGACGACACAGAGUGUGUCUCUGCAAGCUCUGACGGUACCUGCAUCAUCUGGGACAUAGUGCGAUUCGUAGUUCGUCAAAUGAUGAUUGCCAACACACUGUUCCGGACUGUGUGCUACCAUCCAGAGGAAUUUCAGAUCAUCACCAGUGGCACUGACAGAAAGGUUGCCUACUGGGACGUGUUUGAGGGUAAAUCUGCCCUCAGAGAACUUGAGGCCUCGCAGUCUGGUGCCAUCAAUGGCAUGCAUAUCUCACAGGAUGGCAAAUACUUUGUGACAGGUGGAGAUGAUAAGCUGGUGAAGGUGUGGGACUACAUGUUAGGUGGAGUAACCCACGUAGGGGUAGCUCAUGGUGGCAGUAUUACCAGCGUGAAAAUCUGCUCCAACAGCCGCAACUUAGUCAGUACAAGUGCAGAUGGAGCCAUUCUUCGCUGGAAGUUCCCUCACCCUCCUUCCUCUUAACUGGAA
Molecule: messenger RNA, 1869 nt
Organism: Pelmatolapia mariae (spotted tilapia)
Lineage: Eukaryota; Metazoa; Chordata; Actinopteri; Cichliformes; Cichlidae
Gene: cfap52
Product: cilia and flagella associated protein 52
Exons: 14
Coding region: 1-1863 (620 amino acids)
Molecular function (GO): protein binding
Source: RefSeq, a predicted model, not a curated record